GUCCUGAUCGAUCUCCUGUCAACUGUUUUUCCAAUGCCUACCAUUUCUUCUGUACAGUUUUAUACUAGAUUUUCUACGUCAUGUCGCCGAUAGUUCAACGAAUAGUUUUAGCAGUUUUAGCAAUCAGUGGUGUGUUUUCCACCGAUAUAGACCUGCAAACGUGUAUAGAUAAUUUUAAUGUUCACCGGGAUAAAAUAAUCAGGACGCAGGAUUCCCAAAAUAUGGGUGCGAAAUAUCUAAACGAGAUCGACCUGGGGUCCAGAGAAGAAUGUUUGAGGCUGUGCUGUGAGACCGACAACUGUGAUGUUUUUGUUUUCGAAGAAAAGAAUUCUGGAAGCUGUUACCUCUUCCACUGUGGCCCACCAGAAGACUUCAAAUGCAAGUUUACCCACCACGUAAACUAUUCUAGUGCAGUGCUAUCCAUCAACAGGCAUCUGCCAGAUUUAGAAAGUCAGAUCAAGCUCACUAAGCAUGAGCAGGAUCUCACCAAACUUAGGAGGCUAGAACCAGAAACAGAUGUCCUAAAGACCGCUGUGUUUGAUGAGAAGACACGUUCACUGUUUCCACAACUACGGUAGCUCCUAAGGAGGUAAUGCCACUGAGGAAAAGCAAGUAGAAGAAG
This is a messenger RNA of Acanthoscelides obtectus, 622 nucleotides long. NCBI's taxonomy places the organism in Eukaryota, Metazoa, Arthropoda, Insecta, Coleoptera, Chrysomelidae. The record is from the annotation of a GenBank genome assembly.